UAUUCAGCCUGUUUAACAGUGGAACAAGUUUUUACGGCGGAUUUCUCAUCUUCUCUGUGUUGGGUUUUAUGGCCAAAAAUCAAGGAGUUCCAAUAAAGGACGUUGCGAAAGCAGGUCCUGGACUGGCCUUCAUUGUUUAUCCUGAAGCCGUGGCUCAGAUGCCCUUAGCUCCAUUGUGGUCCGCUCUGUUUUUCUUCAUGAUUAUUUUGCUGGACCUGGACAGUGAGUUUGUAGGUAUCGAGGGUGUUGUGACCGCAGUUGUGGAUUGGUAUCCUCAAUACCUAAGACGUGGCUACCGUAAGGAAAUUUUCACUGCUGUUGUAUGUGCAGUCUGGUUUCUCCUCGGGCUGUCCAUGGUUACCGAGGGUGGAAUGUAUGUCUUCCAGUUGUUUGAUCACUACUCUGGAAGCGGAUCUGUAUUGCUACUGGUUGUCAUCUGCGAAUGUCUGGCUAUUGGGUGGCUGUAUGGUCGUAAUCGUUUCUACGACAACAUGGAGAGCAUGCUGGGAUUUCGAAUCAAUCCAUGGAUCGGUUGGUGUUGGUGUUUUUUCGCGCCCAGUUUUUGUGCGGUGAGUUUACGGUACAUAGUUUUUAAAAUGUAAAGAUUUUCGAAUAACGUAUGAAUAGGU
Messenger RNA from Pocillopora damicornis (cauliflower coral), 629 nucleotides. Its product is annotated as sodium- and chloride-dependent GABA transporter 2. Gene Ontology annotation, biological process: sodium ion transmembrane transport; nitrogen compound transport; amino acid transport. Lineage: Eukaryota; Metazoa; Cnidaria; Anthozoa; Scleractinia; Pocilloporidae. Gene Ontology annotation, cellular component: plasma membrane. The record is from RefSeq and is a predicted model, not a curated record.